Molecule: messenger RNA, 10557 nt
Organism: Mya arenaria
Lineage: Eukaryota; Metazoa; Mollusca; Bivalvia; Myida; Myidae
Exons: 12
Coding region: 161-3796 (1211 amino acids)
Source: RefSeq, a predicted model, not a curated record
AAAAUGGAGGAUAAUGUCAAUUCUGGCAAGUGAUGGAAAUAGUAAUGACUUAACCAGCUGUAAUCUUUGUAAUUACAAACUGUACACAGCGAUAGAGAAAACACUCAAUGUUCAUGAUUUAAAACACUUCACCUCUGGACAAAUAAGAAUGCCAUGAACAAUGGAAGGUCAGACUCCAGCUCUAGCUAAUGCAUCAUACAUAGGCAACCCUGCACAAAGGUCAGAUGAAACUUGUCCAAAGUUGACAGUAGAGAAUUGCAAUGGGCAUGUCCAUGACAGACCUGUUUCUGAAGCUGUUGCAACUGAAGAUGCCAGAACACUUACACCAAAUGCCUCUGGCACAGACUUGGAAGGAGAUGAUGAUAUUAAUUGUGACGAGUUUGGUUGUUUAAAUGGAAACUUAAGUGAUGAAGCAGAACUGAAUAAUUAUUCUGUACAGCAUGCCAUUAAAAGAAAGCAUAAACAUUUUUGUAAGAAUGGUACUAAGCAUUCUAAUAGUCUUGGUGAGGCUGGAAAAAAACUAAAUGGUACGCCAAAUGUUAAUGGCUUAAAUGUAAAUCACUCUGGCCAUUCUAGAAAUGUUUGUAAUACAUAUAGACAUGAGAAUGAUUUAAUUUUUGGUAGAACUAGAGGUGGAACACACCAUGAAAAUGAUCUUGUUGUUGUGUCGUCAUCGACUUCAGAGCACAGUAUUGGCAUUUCUGGUGUUGAGGCAGAGAGACAAAGUUCUGCUCGGAAUGGAACAAAUGAUCUGACUGGAUUAAACAAUGGAGAUAUUGUUCAGAACAAUGCACCAAGAGUAAGUUUGUGUGAAGAUAAUGCUUUUAGUGGCAACAGCAAUAUUUCUGAUGGAACCGUCAAUGAUGAAGGACUACAUGCCCCUCUUGCCGAACCGGAAAGUCUUUCUGACGAUGAUGCCGAUGUUGGACGUGGAAUUUUAAGUAGGUUAAGGAAAGCUAAUAAUGAUGUUGUUUGUUAUUCAUGUGUCAAUGGAAUGGGGAAUAAUUCAGACACCCAAAAACCUUGUGACAGUAAUGGAGAUGCAUUUUCAUCAGAUGAAGAACACAGUUCAGAUAAUGUUAAAGAUGAACGUGAAGGAAGCUUACAUUUGAACCAUACAAAUCAGUGUCAUGAAGAUAUUUUAGCAGAAGGUAAUGAUUUAGAAAGUAAUCCGGAUGGGAUAGAAAAUUUAAACAUCAGAAACAACCCUGUAUCUGACCAAAGUGAAAUAGAUGAAGGAAACGAAAGUGAACAUAGUGUCUUCUCUGAAAUCUCCGAUAUGAAUGAUGAGAAUAGUGUCGAAAAUAAUGUCGAAGAAAAUGUGGAGGAAGGGUUGCAAGAAAAUGUGAUUGUUGAAGAGCAAACAGAGGAUGAUAAUGAUAACAAUGAUGACAUUGACGACAUUGGAGAUUUUAUUGAAGCAGAUCUACCUCCAAAUGUUGAAAGACUGGCAUUUUUCUCGCGAGAUUCAACCUCAGAUGAAGAUGAGGGCUGUGGAGACGAAGUUGUGGUAGCUAAUGACGAAGACAUUGUGUCAGACAAUGAAACUAUUGAUCCAACUGAUAGGUCUGAACAUUAUAUGGGAAGAGCAAGUGGAUUAAAUGUGACUUGUGAUGAAAAAGAUGCUUGUGCUGGUUCUCAUGGUCAUUUAAGUAAUUUUCUGUCAAGUAGAGAAGGUGAUUCAAGAGGAGAGCUAGGUGAAGCUUAUGCAUGCAAUAUUUCUUGUGAUAAAAGCACUGAAGAAAAUGAUGUAGACUUUGAUGAUGACUUUUUCAUGGAUUCUGUCGAUUCACAGGAUAAUAGGGCGAUAGAGUGUUCCAGUUGUUCUGUUCAAGGUCAUAGCAGAAACUCUUCAUAUGGAGAUAGAAAUAGUGCUGGACUAAAGGGAGAUCACUUAUGUGCUUGUUGUGAUCGGCCAAUGGAAGUGGACUCUGAAAGACAGAAAGAAAUGGGAGUUGAUGUCUGUGAUAAAUGUUUUAGAGAACACAACAUAGAGCAAAAAAGAUGGACUGAAAACUUGUAUGGAAACCGUAGAAGGUCACAUCCCUCUAGUGCUUCUAAUUUCUUACUUAGAAAUGGUGGCAAUUUACUUGCCCCUCUAAAUAACAAUUCUGACAAGGUCAGCAACAAUUCUUCUUCAUGUUAUGCCCGGUUUAGCAGUAGCGACAGUGACCCAUAUGAUCGGGUAUUUGUGUCAGACUCUUCGGACGUUCAGUCCCCAGAUGCGGAUAGCAGGCUGGACCCAGUGUUCCAACCCUCGAACAUACCUACUUCAGAUGGCAAUGUGCAAUAUAGAAAUAGUGGUUCAGAGAAUCAGUCAGAUGGCCAGCGUCUCAAUCGUAUGUCUGUAUCACUGGACUUUACGAGCCCAGAAGACGUCUCACAAUGCCCUUACUACACACGUCGCUCCCGCAGCCUCGACCAGGAGUUUGGCCUCGGGGAUAAUGCAUCAGACAACAGGUCAGGAGAAAGUGAGGUACCCAAUAUUGCUGGCGCCGUAGCGAGCUCCAACUUUCAGGAGGAUGAGAGUAACACUCGUGAAAAAGUGUUCGUGAAGGAAGCAUACAGUGUGACCCCUCCCCAAAACCACAGGGGACGGCCCCUUUCACCAACCAUACGCGGAUGCAGUAGCUCAGAUGAGGAGGAGAAUGAGCGUAUGCCCAUAGCUGUGUCGGAUAACAGCGAAUGUCGGGCAGGGCAGGUAUGCCGGGUGUCCGACAGGGUGUCCAACAUGAACCUCAUGUCAGAGGAUAGUUACCAUGAAUAUUGUGGCACUGACAAACAAUCCAGGCAGCACAAAAUGAGAUAUGAAGAGAGUGAGCCAAUCUACGAGGACAUUGACCAGCUGGGUCUAUUACUGGAGGAGUCCUGUACUGACCAGGAGCCUGGGGAAGGGCUGGCCACACAGCCUAUCUGUCAUGCCAUCUCAAAGUUACGACGGAAGCGUCGAGCCCGAAGUCCGGAGAAUGAUGUAGAGAAGGUGAUGAUCUGGAAGGAGUAUGAGGCUUACCUCAUUCAGGUGAAGCAGAUCGGCACCUCGGCCUGUGGACCCACCGCUGUGCUCAAUGUCCUGAAAGCAUUUGAUUUCCAAUUGGACAAGGAUGAGGUUGUGGAUUUGAUCCGCUCCAAUCUGCGUAUGGAGGCUGCCCCCAUUCCCUACUACCUCUUCUCAAGAUACAACGCAGGAACGACAGCUGAUGACCUUGUAGAGGGUGUUACCAAGGUAACGAGGGGCGCUAUAAGAGGCCGAUUCUUCCAUUUCCAUCCCUAUAGGGACGUUAACCUGCUCAAAUGGCUCGGAUACUGGAUGCAAAGAGGAGCAGUACCCGUGGCUACGCUGAACCUGCAGCGUGGAGUGAAACCUGGCUGGACAAUCCCAGACGCAUGGCAUCACCAGAUGGUCUAUGGUGUCAGCAACAAAGGCGUGUACCUGACCAACCCACUGGAGAUCGUGCCAGUGAGUGUGAUACAGGAACAGCUGACAAGCGACUCUGUGUUACUCGUGAGGAGACAGGAUGUGGUGGGCCGCUUCCGAGACUGGUGUCCGCUCAACGAAAUAAUUCGACAAAAGGACCCUCGUUGGAGGACCAUGAAUGUGCUUGGUCAGGUUGUGCACAUGUUACGCGAGCAGUGCCUGCCCCUGGACCAGCUGGUCACUAUGAAGGGUCAGCUGACCUCCCAUGUCAGCAUUCCUGCCGCGUACAAGGCCGGCAUUAGUCUCUUCAUGAGGGCUUCUUCAGAUAAACUUCAAGAACUCAUGGAGACGCCUGAAUUACCAGUUAAAGAGUCCAAGUAAAGAUAUACCAUCAGCUGUCAUCAGCAUUCCUGCCGUGUAAAAGGCUGGUAGAAAUCUCUUCAUGGGUGCUCCUACAAAUAAGCUUCAAGAGUUUACGGAUAUGCCUGAGUUAACAGUUAAGGAGUCCAAGUUUAGAUAUAACAUCUGCCUCAUCAAUAUUCCCGCCACAAACAAGGCCAGCAUUAGUUUCUUCAUCAGGGUUUCUUCAAAGAACUUAAAGAUGCGCUUGAAUUACUUGUGAAGGAGUUCAAGAAAGAUAUAACAUUCGCCAUCAUCAGCAUUCCUGCUGUGUACAAGGCCCACAAUAAUCUCAAUAGGAGGGUUGCUUCAGAUAUGCUUUAAGAACUUACAGAAACACCUAAAUUACCAAGCAUGAUUCCAAAUGCAUUGAUCUGCAUUCCUGCUGCAUACAAGGUAUACAGAUCUGCUUUAAAAACACCUGAAUUACCAAGCAAGAUUCCAAAUGAAUUAUGAUAUGCAUUCCUGCCGUGUACAAAGCUGGCAUUAAUCUCUUCGUGAGAGCAUUUUUAGAAAUGCUUUAGGAACUUACAGAUGUGUUUGAAGUACCUGUCAAGGAGUCCAAAUGAAGUUAUAACAUCUAGAUAUCUGCCGUGUACAAAGCUGGCAUUAACCUCUUCAUGAGAGCAUGUUUAGAAAUGCUUUAAGAACUUACAGAUGUGCUUGAAGUACCUGUUAAGGAGUCAAAGUGAAGUUAUAACAUCUAGAUUUCUGCCGUGUGCAAAGCUAGUGUCUUCAUGGAGGGCAUCUUUAGAUAUGCUUUGAAUGCUUACAGAUGAGCUUCAAUUACCUAAGAUAUAUUAAAGAUAUAACAUCAGCCUCACCAGCAUUCCCGUCGUGUACAAAGCAGGAAUAAGUCUAUCAAUGAGCGCGUCUUCUGAAAUGCUUCAAGAUGCACCUGUUUAAGACUUCUUAGUAAAUUUAUAACAUCAGCAUUUCUGCUGCGUCAAAUUCUCUUUAUUAGCGUGUCUUCAGAUCUGUUUCAAAAUCUGUUGGAUGCUCAAGAGUUACCCAUCAAAGAGUCAGUGUAAGGAAAUAACGGCCCCAUUUCUUUUGUGUGCUAGGGCCGCAUUUAGUCUCUAUGACUUCCUUUAGUCAAAUUAAGCUGAAUUCAGCAUUCUCGCUGCAAACAAGAAAGGAAAAAGUCUCUUUAAGGGAGCGUUUCCAGAUAGGCUUUAAAGCUGCACUCUCACAGAUUGAACGUUUGGCAACUUUUUUUUUUUUGUCUUGGAACGAGCCAAUUUUUGGGAAAAUCCAUUGAAACCAGUGAAAUAAGACUGGUGAUAAAAAAAAUUAGACCUCAGAUUUUUAUAUAUAAGUUCAAAAAUUGAUGUUUUAUGCAUUUUUCUUAAACCGUUAGUAACGGUUUAGUAAUGGUUUAGGCCUUAAAACAUUAAUUUUUAAACAGAAACAUGAAAAUCUACGAUCUGAUUUUUUGUCAGCAAUCUUAUAUCAUUGGUUUGCAGAUAUUUACACAAAAAUUUGCUCAAGACAAAAAAUAAAAAAGUUGUAGAAAUGGUAAAUCUGCAGACACUUUUAGACGAACCUAACAGUUUGUGUUGUCCAUGGGUCCGGACCGAUUGAGUUUUCAAAAUUUAAGCAGCCCUCGUAUAUUCGCUAUUCAGCUUUUGAUUGUGCAUGUAAGUAAUAAGGAAUGUUCUUCCCCCAUUCGUUUGGGAAUAUGACCUUCGCCUUUCUGAAUUUCAUGUUGAUUUACCAGUACACAGAAUUGGAAUUUUUUGAAAAACACAAGUUAGUUUAAUAUUCUCAAAUUACUCUUUUUACCAUUUAUUUGAAGUACAGUUUUUUUAACAGAACUAUUAAAAUUGAAUAAAAUAAAACAAAAACAAAUAAUAAAUUGAUUCAACAUUUGGAAUUAUAUGGCCAUAAAAGAAAUAAAAAAACCCUGUAAGGAUUGAAAUAAAUCUAUUGUAGGAAAAAUAUCACAAGUUAAAAUUUCGUCAUCUGUCGUUUUUAUGAAGUAAAUUUGCUUUAACAAAAGUCAUCAUAUGAUUGAAAUCAUUUGAAUCAUGUUUUAUUAACUUCACAAGUUGACCCGAGUGAAAUGAUCCUUUCUGUAUUUUUUGAAAAUCGUCACAUGAUUAAAUUUUUCAUCUGUCAUUUUUAUGGAGUAAAUUAAGCUUUAACAAAAGUCAUCAUAUCAUUGAAAUCAUUUGAAUCAUGUUUUAUUAACUUCACAAGUUGACCUGAGUGAAAUGAUCCUUUCUGUAUUUUUUGAAUAUUGUCACAUGAUUAAAUUUUUCAUCUGUCAUUUUUAUGGAGUAAAUUAAGCUUUAACAAAAGUCAUCAUAUCAUUGAAAUCAUUUGAAUAAUGUUUUGUUGACUGUUCACAAGUUGACCCGAGUGAAAUGAUCCUUUCUGUAUUUUCUGAAGAUUUUAGCUUUAAGUUUUCUUAUAGCAUCAUUUGUUUAAUCGAAAGAAAAAUGUCUUUAAUUGUUGAACAUACACAUGUAAUUUGGUAAGACAUAUUGAGGGCUUAGAACUAGACGGUUGGAACGCCUUUAAUUUAUAUAAAAGUAACAGAAAAUGUGUAUGCCUAAACAGGGGUUUGAACCACAUACAUUUCAACCUGCAGUCAACACCAUUACGGUGUCGCUAUAAAAGCUAGCUGAACAGCAAAACUGUUGGAUGUGCCCUAUAUGGCUGACACUACACUCCUCCCUCUUUUACCUUUGGGGGACGGGACCAGAAACCCCUCGACCUGGAUGUACUGACCAAUACAGGUUCCGUACCGGCUCCUGUAAGUAAGGGCUACUUAAUUAUUUCUGACAUCAUACGUGAAAAAAAGAUGUGUAUGCAAAACUAGAGUUUGAACCCCGAACCUUUCAUCCCGAGUCAACACCACAACUUAGUCGCUUUAAAAGCUAGCUAAACAGCUAGUACCCUAUACAGCUGACACUACACUAUUUUCAAACGUCUUGCGCUAAGCCUGCAAUUUUUACUUUUACAUAAAAACAUUCUCAAAAAAAUCAUAUAAUAUCAUAUUCGUUUUGUAAAUGAAUUAGCAUUUAAAACCAUGACUCGUUUUUUAUUGUUUGAAUAGUUAGGUUGUUUAUUUUGAACUGAAAAUAAAAAAAAUGAUUUUUAGGCUGUCUGUUUUUCAAAGAACUUUUUUUGAGUUAUUGUCAUAGCCUCGAGUCAUUCUCAACAGGGGUAUGCAAAAUAUUUAACCAUGGCCAUGUCUCAAAAAUUGUUUCAAGAUAUUCAAAUUAAACUUGGUACACAUGUUGGCAAAGAUAUUACACACAUGAAAAACAAGGCCCAUAACUCUACCUUUAAAGCUGCACUCUCACAGAUUGACAGUUUUGACUUUUAUUUUUGUCUCAGAAUCAGCAGAUUUUGGCAUCAAUGCCUCAAUUGAGACUUAUAAGGUAACUCGCAAUACACUAGAUCUCAAUUGUUUGGAAAACUGCCUUAAAACUUAUUUUUUUAAAGCGUUAGUAAAGCUUUUGGCCAUAAAACAUCAAUUUUCGAACGUAAAGAUGAAAAACUGAGAAGUGAUCUUUUGUCAGCAGUCUUGUUUCACAAUUGUACAGACAUUUACGCAAAAACUGACUCAUUCAAAGACAUAAAAAUAAAAAAAGUUGUCAAAACGGUCAAUCUGUGAGAGUGCAGCUUUAAUAAUUGUCAGCUAUGCCCCUUUUUUUUCACAGAAAACACUAACAAGAGACAGAUGUUGGGGUUUGUUACUUGGCACUCAUGCUAUUUUCCCUUCUUAAUAGUUGUUGUCAGAAGCACUAUCAGAAAGUCAUGACAACAUUAGCUGUAUGAUUGUACGCUUAAGCAUUAAUAAAGGGUAUUUUGUUGAAACAAAAUAUGCUUGAUAAUUUUGGAAUACAAUGCAUUGUAUAUAUACCCCUGUCUUUCAAUAUUUCAUAAUGUGUAACAUGUGUUUUGUACAUUCUGUAUAUUCUGUAUAUUAUUUACUUAUAAGUAGUUGUACAUUUACAUGUAGCUUAUAUUGAAAGUUCUUAAUUAUUAGUUUAUAUCGAUGUAAGGCUUUCCUUAUUUUAAAUUAUAAAUCUUGGGUCUGUUUUCACACAAAAAAUCUUAAGACAACUUUUUGUUCAUGUCUAAAAUCCUCUAAUCCCAUUGGAUAGUAAUAUUAGCAAUCCAAUCAGGUAGCAAAAAAAGUCCUUGGUUAGUAUUUUUUAUGUAUGUAAGUUUUGUUUGUGAAACUAGACCCUGCAUCUUAUUUAAAUUAUAAAAUGAUUUUAUAAUAAUUUUAAAUGUUGGCUUUGUAUAGAGCAAAAUUAUUCACCUCAAAGUUAUUCAUUUACCCGUAGCUUUGUUAGAAAUGUUUAAAUUUUAUUUUGCUUCAAGGAAUGUUUAUCAUGACAUUUGACAUCAUUCAAAAGUUCUGAUAGUCAUUGUUGGUAACUGAUUUUACUCUCUUCCAUUACACUCAAUGCAUACCAUGGGAAAAUUGACCGACAAAAUCUCGUUUUAAUGAAUUUGCACGAGGCAGGGGAGACAACUGUUCUUCCACUGAAAACUUAUGCUACAAUAAAAUACUAUUCAAUAAUGCUAUAUUGUCUGUUGUCUCCAUAGGCGAGUGGUCUAAGUGCCUGUUUUAAAAUUUGUAGUGAUUUAGUGGAGGAAGUUCAACUUGAGAUUUUGCCAGAAUACUUUUUUUUUUAGGAAAACAUUAGCAUGAGUAUCUAUGCAUGUUUUCUUUGUGGAACAAGUGAAACUGCCUCAUUAAUAAUUUAUGAUUACGAGAUUUUUUUAGCCAAAUCGCCCAUGGUACAAAACAAAGCAUAGCACAGUAGUGUAUCGGGGUCUUCGACAAUAACAGAUUAUGUGAAAGUGGUCAAGUGUUAUAGUUGUUGGCCUAGCAGCCAUGAGGUAAGGCCCAUUCUCUUUGCCUCUCAAAAAGGACAAUAAAUGCUGGUUUUUACCUAGAAAAUGGACUAAAGGGCCAUUCAUAUCAGCUCAGAGAUGUCUUAUUAUAAAUAACAAUAAUUCUAAUAAUAACAAUAAUGAUAAUAAUAAUGAUAACGAUAAUAAUAAUGAUAAUAGUAAUGAUGAUAAUAAUUAUAAUGAUAAUGAUGAUUAUAAAGAUGAAAAUGAUAAUGAUAAUAGUAAUGAUGAUAAUAAUGAUGAUAAUGAUAUUAAUAAUGAUAGAAUUUACUAUCUGUAAAACUACCUUGAAAUAUUCAUACAUCAAUUUCCACUACAGUUUAUCUUAUACCUAUUAGAAGUUUAUUUUGAACCAAGUUAUUAUAUUUUGCAUCCUUAUAUCAACUGAAAAUCUUUUCUUGUGCAAUCAUAUAUCGAUAUUAAUUAUUCUAAACCAUUGUCUUAUUGUAAUGCAGGAGAUAAAACUAUGAUUAAGUGUUGUCGAAAGUCAUUUGUUAGCUCCCGAAAAUGUGAUCAUAAAUGGGUUAUGAUUUUCAGUCUUUUAACCCAUUAUAGAUUUCUUGAUGGAUUUAUUUAUAGAUAUUGGCUAGAAACAAAUUUUGGCAACUGAUCCUUCUUGUACAUGAUUUAUUUUAUAUUAUGAAAUCGAUGACUGAUCAAAACAUUGAUCAUGGUUUUGAUACAAAUUUCAAUCCACAAUGUAUACUUAUUAAAGUUUUUAUGAAUACUGAAUGUUACUAAAAUUAUAAGGAAAUAGCUGAAAGUAAACAAGUCAGUUAGAAACCACAAUUCAUCAUGUCACAUCUAAUGUAUGCGGAAGUUAUUCAGAAAAACACCAAAUCAAUAUUUUUACUUCAUUUUAUAUUUAAAUUAGAAAGAGAACAUUGAUGUACCUUAAACUUAUUAUUGUCUGUCAAGGGGCCGAUCGUUUAAAGCUUUGUUAAAGUUAACUACUUAGUUAACAACAUUCUUGUUAACCUUUAAUGAUGAAUUAUUUUAUUGAUGAAACUUAAACUUGAUAUUAUUUUGUCUGUCAAGGGGCCGAUUGCUUAAAACUUUGUAAAAGUUAACUUCUUUGUUAACAACAUUUUUGUUAACUUAAUUAUGAAUUAUUUUAUCAUGUACUGAUAUGUUUAAAUAAAACAAGCCCAGCCGAUACAGUUGCCUCAAAGUUGAUAAGAAUUGCUUCGGAUCACAUAUAUGUUAACAUUAACAACAACGUUAACAACGUUGUUAACUGCAUUUAAAUUUGAAACAGUUUGACCAAGGAAUGAUAUCUUUGCUCGAUUGAGAUUGCUACUUAGAAAACUAUAUUGUUUAGGUAUUUCCAUUAAGGCAAAAUGUCUCUUGCUUAUAGCUUGUUCGUUUUUCAAAGCCUUGGUGGCGUUGUACAAUAUCAAUAACCUUGACCAUACCUUAAAACUAUUAAAGAUAUUCAAAUGAAACUUUGUUCGCAUUUUGCCAGAGAAAAAAUCCUUAUAUAUAGCAAGGGCCACAACUCUCUCUGGCUUUAAUAAUUUUAUGCCCCUUAUUUUACAGAAAAAAAACAACUAAUAAACGUUGGUGGUUGCUCCCUGGCGCUUUCGUUUUUAGUUUAUUUAUAGUAUAAUGUUAAAAGCAAUUGUCUGAAACACAAUGAACAUUUCGAAAGGUUAUUGUUACCAUUUUCUGAAUAUGUAUUAAAGAUAAGUGCUUGUAAUGAAUAUUUUCGCCUGUGUAUAAUUGUCAAUGCACUUGUAUGUAUUGUUUCUUUUUGCAUGUAGCAUAAUUUGUUGUUAAUGUAUAUAUUUACUUAUAGGCAUCUGUUAAGUUAAGCUGUGAUUGUUUUUAUUAAUAGAAUAAACCAGUAUAAACCCUUA